This is a messenger RNA of Mytilus trossulus (common blue mussel), 3082 nucleotides long. Its product is annotated as cryptochrome-1-like. Gene Ontology annotation, cellular component: nucleus; cytoplasm. The transcript is spliced from 12 exons. Gene Ontology annotation, biological process: circadian regulation of gene expression; entrainment of circadian clock by photoperiod. The record is from RefSeq and is a predicted model, not a curated record. Gene Ontology annotation, molecular function: FAD binding; DNA binding. Lineage: Eukaryota; Metazoa; Mollusca; Bivalvia; Mytilida; Mytilidae. The coding region runs from base 157 to 1836 and encodes 559 amino acids.
CCAUUAACCACUUCCUGUUUAUUUUUCUUUGGCUUUUGAGUUUUGUUUUUUGUACUGAUUUUCUGAUUACAAAUCGUAUAUUUGACAUAAUCGGUUGUUAUUAUCAGACAACAACACAUCAACUAAUGUUAUAAUUAUCUGAGUGUAAAGUUCGGAAUGUCAAAAGGUGAUGCUAAGGAGCUGAACAUGCCACCACAAGAUUUUAAUAAGCGACAUGGGAAUGUUUCUGUCCAUUGGUUCCGGCAUGGUCUACGUCUUCAUGACAACCCAGCCCUCUUGGAAUCACUCAAGAAUUGUACAGAGUUCUAUCCUAUAUUUAUUUUUGAUGGAGAAGUUGCAGGUACCAAGCAUGUCGCAUUUAAUCGAAUGCGGUUUUUAAUUGAGAGCCUGGAAGAUCUAGAUAGGAAUUUGAGAAAAUUUGGUGGUAGACUGUAUGUUUUCCAUGGUCAGCCUGUGGACAUUCUGACCAAUCUAUUCAAGGAAUGGGGUGUGACAAAGCUAACAUUUGAGCAGGACCCUGAAGCAGUAUGGAAACAAAGAGAUGAUGCUGUAAAAGAACUUUGUGAGAAAAAGGAAAUAGAAUGUGUUGAGAGAGUAUCGCAUACCCUUUAUGAACCAAUGAAAAUCAUAGAAAAGAAUGAUGGCCAGCCACCUCUAACCUACAGUCUUUUUAACUUAGUGGCAUCCGCGCUUGGUGAUCCUCCCCGACCAGUUUCUUACCCAGUGUUCCAUAAUAUUGAUCUUCCUGUUUACCCUGACCAUGAAAAGAAGUUCGGCAUACCAAAACCACAAACUGUGGGUGUGUUUCCUGAUUGUAAGGAACAGAACAACAGGAUCAAUGAGUGGAAGGGAGGAGAAACCAAAGCUUUAGACUUGUUAGAAAAAAGACUGGCCAUUGAGAAAAAGGCCUAUGAGGAUGGGUAUGUCCUACCAAACCAGUACAGUCCUGAUCUCCUUGGAGAACCCAUGAGUAUGAGUGCCCAUUUGAGAUUUGGUUGUCUGUCUGUCAGAAGGUUCCACUGGACCAUCCAUGACUUGUUUGAAAAGGUCAAACCGAAAGAGAGUAAGCCAGAUGCUUUGACCUGUCAACUGAUUUGGAGGGAGUACUUUUAUGUGAUGUCAGCUAACAAUAUAAACUACGAUAAGAUGGAAGGGAACCCUAUAUGUCUUAACAUUCCAUGGUAUAGAAAUGAUGAAAUUCUCAAAAAAUGGGAAAUGGGUCAGACAGGUUACCCCUGGAUUGAUGCUAUAAUGAACCAGUUAAGACAUGAAGGUUGGAUCCAUCAUGUAGGAAGACAUGCUGUCGCCUGCUUUCUGACCAGAGGAGAUUUAUGGAUCAGUUGGGUAGAUGGUUUGAAGAUUUUCCUGAAAUACUUAAUUGAUGCUGAUUGGUCAGUUUCUGCUGGAAAUUGGAUGUGGGUGUCCAGUUCAGCAUUUGAGAAGGUCCUACAAUGUCCAAAGUGUUUCUGCCCAGUAGGAUAUGGCCGUAGAAUGGACAGGACAGGAGAAUAUAUCAGACGAUACUUACCUGUGUUGAAGGAUAUGCCUUUGCGGUAUUUGUUUGAACCAUGGAAGGCUCCACUAGCAGUGCAACAGAAGGCCCAUUGCAUUGUGGGUAAAGAUUAUCCACAUCCUAUUGUAAACCAUAAAGAGGCUUCAAAUGAAUGUGCUAGUGCAAUGAACAAGGUCAUCGAGAGUUUCAAAGGAAAAGAAAUUCCACAUUGUGCACCUUCGGAUGACCUUGAAGUUAGAAGAUUUGUCUGUUUACCAGAUUUUGUGUCUACUGGUGGCAAAUGUACAGCGAACCAGCUCUGUCCUGGAAUAGAAAAUCUCUAGACACUAUAGGUGUGUUGUGAAAUUUCAGUAUAGAAAAACAUGUGUUUAAUGAAUUCUUGAAAUUUGUUAUGUCAAGGUCACUGCCAAUGUUAUAUCUGUAAUGUCAUGGUCAUUGCAAGUGUUAUAUCUAUAAUGUCAUGGUUGCUGCCAGUGUUAUAUAUGUAAUGUCAUGGUUGCUGCCAGUGUUAUAUAUGUAAUGUCAUGGUCAUUGCCAGUGUUAUAUCUGUAAUGUCAUGGUCACUGUCAUAUAUUUGUCUAUUAAUAUUGUAUAAUCAUGUUUCCAUGGUUUUAAUUAUUUACAGCUAGUUUUAGGACUCAAACAAAUAAUUAAACUUUAUUUUUGUGAUAAUCUGAGACCAAUUUAUUGUAGGAUGUGAUAUUAGUAAUCAUGGUUUUAAUUACAGCUGGUUUAAGUACUCAAAUUAAUGAUAAGAUUUUAUUUUAGUAUUCAAACUGAACAAUGUUGUUGAUGAACUUAGAGACAUCAUAUUGAAAAUGAGAAAUGUUUUCUUUAUUUUUCUACUAGAAAAUUUAUAUUGGGUUCAGUAACUCAGAACAAUUUGCGAGCUAAUUUGAUGUGGCACAUCAAAUGCUUCUGUACUUUUAUUAUCGUAGUGCUGUACUUAUGAAAAAAGUUUAUUAUAAUACAUGUAUUACCUCUUUUCAUUCAUAGAACCAAUCAUUAUUUUUUGUCACUCCUUUGUAUAACAAAUUUAUUAUGAAUGGGAAGAUGUGCAGACUAAUAUAAUUUGCCUUCGGGUAAAGGGAAAUGCUUUUAAGAGAGAAUGUGGAAAGGAAAGAUAUCAAUUUUUAAGUGCAUUUAAAGUUGUGUUCACUUAAUUUUAACUUAUACUUUUAUGUUUCAUAUUUUUAAUCAUACUUGUAAAUAUUUUAUAUCAUUCCUAAACAAAUUAUACCUUUUACCUGUUGAUAUUUGCUUAAAUAAAACUCAACAAGCCUUAGCCCUUUUGUUUAUUAAAUUUACGAUAAUGGCAUAAUCUUUAAUUAAUUGUUGCAUUAUCAAGCGACUAAAGAUAUUUUUUUUGAAAUUAUAUUUGAUCUCAAUUAAUCAAAGUUUUUGAAACAAUUUUUUAUUAUCACUUCAUUAAUUGGGGAAUAUGUGUGCCUUAUUGCAAAUUAAGAAAACCAAGUUUUAUAUCUGUAAUCGAAGCAUAUACAAAUAUUAUGAUGUUAAAAUAGUAAAAUGAUUUUUGGCUCACAGUCAACAAUGGGUUUAAAAAGCUGG